Molecule: messenger RNA, 240 nt
Organism: Mesoplodon densirostris (Blainville's beaked whale)
Lineage: Eukaryota; Metazoa; Chordata; Mammalia; Artiodactyla; Ziphiidae
Product: V-type proton ATPase subunit e 1-like
Exons: 1
Coding region: 1-240 (79 amino acids)
Biological process (GO): proton transmembrane transport
Cellular component (GO): proton-transporting V-type ATPase, V0 domain
Molecular function (GO): proton-transporting ATPase activity, rotational mechanism
Source: RefSeq, a predicted model, not a curated record
AUGGCCUGUACCGGCCUCACCGUGCCUCUCAUCGCGGUGAGCGUGUUCUGGGGCUUUGUCGGCUUCCUGGUGCCCUGGUUUAUCCCAAAGGGUCCCAACCGGGGAGUCACCACGUUGGUGACCUGUUCCGUUUGCUGUUAUCUCUUUUGGCUGAUUGCAAUUCUGGCCCCACUCAACCCUCUCUUUGGACCACAGUUGAAAAAUGAAACCAUCUGGUACCUCAAGCAUCAUUGGCCUUGA